Clavispora lusitaniae ATCC 42720 is the source of this 375-nucleotide messenger RNA. RefSeq names its product Cyb5p (gene CYB5). Gene Ontology annotation, biological process: sterol biosynthetic process. Gene Ontology annotation, cellular component: intracellular membrane-bounded organelle; endoplasmic reticulum membrane. NCBI's taxonomy places the organism in Eukaryota, Fungi, Ascomycota, Pichiomycetes, Serinales, Metschnikowiaceae. The record is from RefSeq and is a predicted model, not a curated record. Gene Ontology annotation, molecular function: heme binding.
AUGUCCGAAACUGAAUUGAAAGUAUACACCAUUGACGAAGUCAAGAAACAUAACACAACUGACGACUUGUGGAUUGUCUACAACGGCCAGGUUUAUGAUGUCACCCCAUACUUGGACGAGCACCCAGGUGGAGAAGAAGUUAUUGUGGACUGUGCGGGAACAGAUGCCACCGAAGCGUUCAACGACAUCGGUCACUCUGACGAUGCCCACGACAUCUUGAAGGGUUUGUUGAUUGGUAAGCUUGAAGGCGGCGUUGUUGUUGAGCAAGCCGGCACCACUUCUGGAAGCGGAACCGAGGCUGGUGGUUUGCCAUUCCCAGUUAUUGCUCUUGCGGUUGUGGCUUUGGCUGCAGGUGUUUACUUCUACAUCAACUAA